AUGAAUCGUCGACGAUCCGCUCGUUUGGCCAAGCCGGAGUACAAUAAAAAGCCAACCCCGCCUCCGGGGCCUCCACAGAAGUCCAGAAAGUACAGCAAACGUGCUAGUUCAACUUCAGGAUCCACCGACGAUUCUUCACCACGUAAGAAGGCUUUGGUUUUUACGCUAAAAUAAGCUUUUUCCGAUUUGAGCUUAUUUUUUGUCAAGUAUAAGAUAAGCUUGAGCUUUAUCCUCCAAAUAGUUAUAAAAAUGUGUUUGUUUUAGCUAAACAGAGCCGGUCCACUCGGUUGGUGACUCCAGAAGGUCCCGAACAAACAGUGGGGGAGUAUGUUUUUGGCGUGUUAUCUGGUCAAAUAUCCGAAGAUCCUGAGGUCGUAAUCCGGUCGUCUUCGUUUGAAAAGCGCAAAUCUACCGAGCGUAUGUUUUUUCUUACCAUUUUUUUUGAGUUUUAGGCGUUCUUACUCAGAAUUUGACGAGUUCUAGCAAUUUUUUGACAUUAUACUAGACUUUCCCCGGAAAAGUUUGAUUUUGAUACCGGAAGUCAUAUUUAUGGAGGGAAUCAGAUGUUUAGAGGCACUGUGGCACUUGAAGCUAAAUUAUUUUGCUUUUUUCAGGUGUUCCGCCUUCAGAAAAGACCCGUCGAUCUUGUGCUAAAGCAGGUAUCGACAAGGUCCAAGAAAAGCCGCCAGAAGAGGUGGACAAGCUCUUGAAGGAGAUGGUUGGUGCAACUCAUGGAAUCUACUACACCUCGCAUCUUCCCGAUCUCAAACCCGGCGAGAACAACGACGAAGAUCUUGUUGAAGUUGCCCGAUGGGUGAAAACCAAUGCAAAAUCUCUGGACAAACUGAAUGUCGCUGCGGAAAAGCUUAGUUAUGCGGCUCGAGCGGGCUUGCCUCGGGAUAUUCAACGGGUGCAGAAGGAAGCGGACGAACUUGAGAUGUACGCGCAACGUCUUCUACACAAACAACAGAAAAAAGCGAAUGGAGAAAAAAUUCCGAAAAAGAGGUACGAUCCGGUGCUGCAUAGUACGGACACGUAUGGAAUAUAUCACUUGGCCAAUAGACGGGAUCCGUGAGUUUUUUAAUAUUUUUUGUUUGAUUUUUAGGAAAGAAGACCUUGUAGUAGGCAGUCGACUUUAAUUGGUCAAAAAAGAACUUGGGAUUGUCUGGAUUCCUAUUCGAUCAGGGUUAAUAUGACCUUUAGUGUCUAUAUUUUGUAGACAGCCCAAAAUUUUUAGUGCUAUAUCUGUAGUACAUCAAAUUUUAUAUUGUUUUAGACAUCAGAUAUCAAAAAUUUGACGAAAUUAUUGUUUGGUAUGGUUUUAAUCCCAAACCUUUCCAGAGACUUUGCUGAUUCUGAAUUUGAGACGGUAGAACCCCCGCACAACUGUCAGAUGGUUGAUUUCCUCCGACAAUCCCUUCUUCGAAUGGAAAACCAGCUCAAACUUCAAUGGGAAACGCUGGACAAAUACAAAAAAGAAAUGGAGAACAAGGACAAGAUCUUGGAGACCAGGGAAAAGGCCAUCCAAGACAUGGCCUUCCGAAUCCGUGUAGCUGAAGGAGAUUCAGAUGACACCCCAUCUUACAGUAGUGGAGGUGUUCAAGUUGUACACAGUCAUUUCUCGGUCCCAUAUUCCCAAGCCAGCGUGGAGAGCGGAGUGAAACAACAGGAACGCCUGAAGAGCGCCAUGAAGAUUUGUUUCCCGAAUAGCAAACCCAAGGACAUCAAGAAGUUGAUCACCGACACUUUUCCGGAGUACUUUUCACUCGGAAAAGGAUGA
Molecule: messenger RNA, 1780 nt
Organism: Bursaphelenchus xylophilus (pine wood nematode)
Lineage: Eukaryota; Metazoa; Nematoda; Chromadorea; Rhabditida; Aphelenchoididae
Source: the annotation of a GenBank genome assembly